UGUGGUCUGAGUUUACUGAGAUAACGCGAACCGAAAAAAGUUCAAAGUUCAAAGUUCACAGCUUCUAUCAAACAUUUGAAGUCCACUUGCGAAUUAGAUAUCCUCUAAGCCGGACAAGUUCACCACAGCCUCACCAAUUAGUCAUAAUGCGGCGGAUACCACGAUUAAGACGACCCUCCGGCCUGUCUGCCUCGGCGCCAUGCUCUUCAAUUACUCCUCUAGUUGGCCAAUGUGCGCCGGUAUCCCAGACUAUCUCGACCUCGUGCCGCCGGCCCAUACCGACGACCUUCCAAAGUCCUUUAUCCCUCCGGUUCUACUCAACCGAUAAGCAGCCGAGCACACAGAUCCAGAGCCAGAGUUCUGCUCCUGAAACCGAACAAGCGCACAAAGAAGAGCUUCAGGAGCUAACCGAAGAGGUUAUAGAAGAAGCAGAGUAUCUUCCGCCGCAGUGGAAGGCAUAUAUUCCCCCACCUCGACGUAGCUAUGCCGAACGGUUGGACGACGUCUCAGAUUCCAGCUAUGUACCUGCUUUGACGGCGGACGGCUUGGAUAUGGUUGGCGGAUUGAAUAACUGGUGGGACCAACCGCAACAUUGGGCCUCUGAUUUCGUCGGUUUCAAGCCGCUGAAUCCGGUUCUCGACCCCGCCGUUCUUGAGACUUCGGUACGGCGAGCUGUCGUGGAGGCGUUUGCGCUGAAACAGGCGGGGCGAGAAGACGAGCUGAUAAAAGCUUGGCCGAUAGCGGGGGAGGAUGAAUUACAUCGCCUCUUGAGCGUGGAGAUCAACGUAGCAAAGGACGGCGCUGUGUCGCUGACUGGGGAUGUGUCCGCGGUAGUAGGUUCGCUGGUCCGAAAGAGCGAUCCUGCUGUGACCAAUGAGUCCACUGAGGAAAGCACAAGUGUGCCGGUGCUCUCAGCAGAAGAGGCCCAGAAGUAUAAGGAUGCUUGGAGUCAUGGAUGGAAGGCCGUGUCUCUGUCGGACCCCCGAAUUAAGUUCGCUAUCACAAAGCGAAUAUUCCAGCUCACCGGGCAACUGGUCCACGACCACCAGCUAUCCAGCAUCACAGACGUCCGGUCACUGCUGCAUGCGGUGCAAAAACCGCCCAAGCUCAAGACCCUGACCCAGGAGAUCCAGGAGCGCCGGCAAGACCUCGUGCAGCUGCCCAACGUGUCCUUCGCGACGAAGCGCAUUACGCGCGGCGACAGGGAGAAGGCGGUUGGACGAUUCAAGCUCAUAGAAGAGGAGCUGAAGAAGAGAGAUCUGCCUCUUGUGGGUCAUGGGUUUGUUCGGAAGAAUAGGGAGCUCUCGCGGCUUAAGGGCGGAGUCUAGUAUCUGUUCCCAUGCGAGACGCUAUGUAUCAGUAUGUCGAAGUGCAAUAUCUACCAACUCUGGCCUUGUACAUAUAGAACAACAAUACAGUAUUGCAAUCGACUACGUGCAGAAACACAAAAAUACCUUAUAAUGUGCCAAUGGUUCAUCUAACUUAUUCGGAAACAGUCAUGAUUUCGAGUAGUAGACAGAAGGCAUGACAACGAUCCUCUUGAGGGACCUAGCUAGCUGGCAUCUUAUCAGACGUGCAAUUAUGACGCGGGGAGAAGACUCUAGAUAGGUCUCUCCCCUAUUAUAUAGGUAUAUAUGCAUACACAUAUAUGAGUGUAUUCAAGCGGUUAUUCUUAAAUGUGGUAGUGAGGAGUUAUAUAGUAUCUAUCAUAUGAGGGAUAAACAGGCAAAGUACAGCAAUUAUUAAUAUCGACCUCUAACAGGA
This is a messenger RNA of Daldinia loculata, 1764 nucleotides long. Its product is annotated as ribosomal subunit 39S-domain-containing protein. Bases 147 to 1328 code for a protein of 393 amino acids. Gene Ontology annotation, cellular component: mitochondrion. NCBI's taxonomy places the organism in Eukaryota, Fungi, Ascomycota, Sordariomycetes, Xylariales, Hypoxylaceae. The record is from RefSeq and is a predicted model, not a curated record. The transcript has 2 exons.